AUGCACCUUCUGUAUCAGCUCCCCAACCACCUGCAGCCUGGUCCUGCUGCAUCCUGAAACAAACAGCACUUUAUCUCCUGCAAGAGAUUUGUGUUGACUCUAAAGCGUAGGACCUUGAACAACAACGACGACAACAGGAGGAAGAGACAAUACCAACGCACAAAGUGUCAGGACGAGCGUGAGAGAAGAAAAAUGUCUCGAACUGAAGAGGUGAACAAGAUGACGGAAAACGUCUACAAGGGGAUUCUGGACCAGUUCAACCCCAGUCUGAAGAACUUUGUGACGAUGGGGAAACACUAUGAAAAGGCCCUGACAGGAGUAACGUUGGCUGCCAAGGGGUACUUUGACGCCCUGGUGAAACUUGGUGAACUCGCGAGCGACAGCCAAGGCUCCAAAGAGCUGGGGGACACGCUGUUUCAGAUGGCCGAGGUGCACAGACAGAUUCAGGUGCAGCUGGAGGACGUGUUGAAACUGUUUCACUCUGAGCUGCUUUCCCAGUUGGAGCAUAAACUGGAGCUGGACAUCAAGUAUCUCACAGCCACUUUGAAGAAGUACCAGAGUGAGCGCAGGUCGAAAUCCGAGUCCAUCGAGCGCUGCCAGUCUCAGCUCAAGAAGCUCCGCAGGAAGAGUCAGGCCAGCCGUCACCCCAACAAAUACGGAGACAGAGAGAUGCAGUUUGUGGAGUUAAUGAGUCGUCGCCAAGGCGAACUGGACACGAUGGUCGCCGCGGGUUACAAGUCAGCGCUCACCGAGGAGCGGAGGCGAUAUUGUUUCCUGGUGGACCGACAGUGUUCUGUCACCAAGCUGCUCAUCAACUACCACUCCAAGGUGAGAGAGCUUCUCUCUCAGAAACUGUCGUCCUGGCAGCAGUCGUGUUUGCAGCCGACCAAACUCCCGGAACGAGCUCUGAACCUGCUGCGUCACACCGCGCCCCAAAGCCCAGGGGCUGCUGGAAUAGCCGAGGUCCUCCGCCACGCCAAGCUGGGCUCUGCUCCGCCAGAACAGAGGCUUUCUGUUCAGGAGGUCCCUCCUCUGUUGAACGGAGACUCAAGUCGCUCCCAGCAGCAGCAGCGCUCGCUCCCCUCCUCCUCCCAGAGUGACACGUGUCCUCCUCAGGGCUCUCCCCAGACCUUUCGCUCUGCACCAUCCUCAGAAGGAGCUGCUGGGGGUUCAUCUCGUGGAGCUUCACCUCAGCGCACCAGUGCAUCGGUCAGCCCCCUCCCGGACAGCAGCACCGGCAGCAGCGCCAGCCCGGCCACAUCUACUCCCACCACGUCCGGUGGCUCGGCCCAGCAGGGCUCCCUCCUCCUCUCCACCAACACGUUCAACCUCUCCCCGAGCCUCAUCCCCUCCACGGUGAUGUCCCUCAGCCAGAUCUCACCAGCCGGCAGCUCAUUGCAUGGCAUGACCCUCCCCAUCCCGCACAGCGCCCCACACAGCCCUCCGCUGCCUCACAGUGCUCCUCUCUCCAGGGCCAUGACUCCUGUGCAGCUGCUGCACCAACAGGUGGGACCAGCAGGGAGCAACACCUCAUCACCGUCACAUAAUCCCUGGCUGCUGAAGGCUGGAGACAUGUGUGCCACAGCAACACUUCCACUGCCGAGAAGACCUGUCAGUGAAAUGAGGCUGGGCGGCUUUCAGGGCUCCAGUCUCCCCAGGAUGCUGCCGUUAUCUGGACCUACACGUGUGGAAGCCAUGUUUGCCCACGGUCCUGGAGCCUCAGAGGCUGGUGGAGGAGGGGGCGGGGCUUGCUUACUGCACUUCCUGCCUGGUGACGACAUCACCCUGCUCAUCUCUGAGCCCAGAGACGGAUGGCACUACGGUCAAAAUGAACGGACUGGACGGAAAGGCUGGUUCCCUUUCUCCUACACUCAGCCACACCACAGCAAGCUCGAUCACCUGGAGAGCUCCCUGUUCUUAUCUAAAGCUAACAGCACCAGCACCGGUCAGCUCGACAAGCUGGUGUCCGCGGGUCUCCCAGCCCUCACCCCCGAGUCAGAGGAGGAGCGCGCCCUUCCUCCCCAGAGGGUCAGCACCUUCCGCCCGCGCCCGUACAGCAUGGCCGACAGCAGCAAGAUCACCUCAGAAUUGGCCUCUUCAGCAGCCCACCCAAGGGCCAAUCCCUUCGCCCACAUACGACUUAGAAAAACAGUCACCAACGAUCGCUCAGCUCCCAUCAUCGAGUGA
Limanda limanda (common dab) is the source of this 2187-nucleotide messenger RNA. RefSeq lists its product as uncharacterized. The transcript has 15 exons. Gene Ontology annotation, cellular component: nucleoplasm; cytosol. The record is from RefSeq and is a predicted model, not a curated record. Lineage: Eukaryota; Metazoa; Chordata; Actinopteri; Pleuronectiformes; Pleuronectidae. Gene Ontology annotation, molecular function: protein binding; cytoskeletal adaptor activity. Gene Ontology annotation, biological process: positive regulation of actin filament polymerization; actin filament bundle assembly; actin crosslink formation.